Molecule: messenger RNA, 3600 nt
Organism: Colletotrichum higginsianum IMI 349063
Lineage: Eukaryota; Fungi; Ascomycota; Sordariomycetes; Glomerellales; Glomerellaceae
Product: Structural maintenance of chromosomes protein
Exons: 3
Coding region: 1-3600 (1199 amino acids)
Biological process (GO): mitotic sister chromatid cohesion
Cellular component (GO): chromosome
Molecular function (GO): protein binding; double-stranded DNA binding; ATP binding
Source: RefSeq, a predicted model, not a curated record
AUGUAUAUCAAACAGAUCAUCAUCCAGGGCUUCAAGAGCUACAAGGAACAAACCGUCAUCGAGCCCUUCUCCCCCGGCACUAACGUCAUUGUUGGCCGCAAUGGAUCCGGCAAGAGUAAUUUCUUCGCGGCGAUCCGCUUUGUGCUGAGCGAUGCCUACACCCAGAUGACCCGCGAGGAGCGUCAGGCGCUGUUGCACGAAGGAUCAGGAUCGGCUGUCAUGUCCGCUUAUGUCGAGAUCAUCUUCGACAACAGCGACGAGCGCUUCCCUACGGGAGGCAAGGAGGUCAUUUUGCGCCGCACCAUCGGAACGAAGAAGGACGAAUACUCGGUCGAUCGCAAAGUGGUGACGAAGAAUGAUGUCGUCAACCUGCUCGAGGCAGCUGGUUUCUCGAGGUCAAAUCCUUACUACAUCGUACCCCAAGGUCGUGUCACGGCCUUGACAAACAUGAAGGAGUCUGACCGACUCACUCUGUUGAAGGAGGUGGCUGGAACUCAAGUCUAUGAAGCGCGUCGAACCGAGUCGCUCAAGAUUAUGAACGAGACCAACAACAAGAGAGAAAAGAUUGACGAGCUUCUGGGCUACAUCAAAGAGCGCCUGACGGAGCUCGAAGAGGAAAAGGAGGAGCUCCGAGGCUUCCAGGAUAAGGAUCGCGAACGCAGGUGUCUCGAGUAUGCGCUCUACUACCAAGAGCAGCAGCAAAUCCAGGAGCAACUGGAGAGAAUUGAAAACAUUCGCCAAAACGGCCUGGACAACACCGACUCGAUACGCACUGAGCUCAAGGACGCCGAGAAGAUGCUCACUAAACUGGAGUCGGAGAUCCACAAGUUGACGAAAGAGAUGGACCUACUCAAGGUUGAGCGCCGCCAGCUCGAGGAGGAUCGCCGCGAAACCGCCAAAUCGAAGGCCAAGGCGGAGCUGAAAGUGAAGACCUUGUCCGACGGCCAGUCCGCAGCCGUUCAGACGCAGCAGCAGCACGAGGCGGAUCUCGCGGCGACCAUUGAGGAGAUUUCGACGAAAAAGGCGGAGCUUAACAACGUCAUUCCGGAAUACACAAGGCGAAAGCAGCAAGAGGUGGACAAGAAGCAGCAGUUGGACACGGCCGAAGCCGCGCGAAACCGCCUCUUCACCAAGCAGAGCCGUGGCUCCCAGUUUAAGAACAAGGCUGAGCGCGACAAGUACUUGAGAGCGGAAAUCGAGGAUCUGCACUCCAGACUCAUGAGCCACAAGGCAAACAAAAUGGAUGCUGAUGAGGAUGUUGCCGGGACCGAGAAUUCGAUCAAGCAACUCGAGAGCGCUGUUGCGAGCCUGAGACAGCAGUUGCAAAACUCGGGCGGUGCUCGCAACGACCUGGUCGAGGAAGCGAGCAAGGCGAGAGAGACGUUGGACAAGCUCGACGAUGAGAAGAAGCUUCUCUGCCGUGAAGAGGAAAAGCUCGAUACCGUCUUGCAGGAUGCCCGGCAGGAGAGAGAUCGGGCAGAGCGCGAGCUGAGCUCCAUGAUGGAUGGUGAUACCGCUCGUGGUCUCGCGACCAUCCGGCGGUUGAAGCACGAGCGGGACAUUCCCGGUGCCUACGGGACGAUGGCGGAACUCCUCGAGGUCAACGACACAUACCGCCUUCCCGUCGAGCAGAUUGCGGGCAACAGCAUGUUCCACUACAUUGUCGACAACGACCAGACAGCAACCUACCUGACCAACUACCUUCGUACUAACUAUGGAGGUCGACUGACGUUCAUGCCUCUCAACCGCCUUCACCCAAGACACAUUACCAUGCCGAGAUCGCAGGACGGCAUCGUGCCGCUUUUGAGCAAGAUCGGCUACGACUCGAUGUUUGAGAAGGCUUUCCAGCAAGUUUUCGGCAAAGUCGUCGUGUGCCCCAACCUGAGCAUAGGAGGCCAGUACGCAAGGAGUCACGGCGUCGACGCCAUUACGCUGGACGGUGACACCACGAACAAGAGAGGCGCCAUGACUGGUGGAUACAUCGACCCCCGGCGCUCCCGACUGGAAGCCGUUCAGGCUGUCAACAAGUGGCGAAACGAGUAUGAGAAGCUCCUGCAACAGUCUGAUCGGAUUAGGUCCCAGAUCGAACAGAAGGAGCAAGAGAUCACCCGGGCCAUGGGCGAGGUUCAAAAGGCGGAGCAGAAGCUGCGGCAGCUGGAAGCCGGCUUUGAGCCUCUGAGGCACGAACUCGCCAAUAAGAACGGCCAGCUCGAGCACGAGAGGAGGCGUUUGAGCGAUGCCGUUAGACACCGCGAAGCGGUCGAGAGGGAUAUGAAGAUCUUCACAGAGAGUCUUGCUGCGAAUGAGUCCGAGCUCGCGUCCGACUUCAAGAAGUCUCUCAGCAACGCUGAAGAGAAGCAGCUCGUCGAGCUCGAUGCGCAGGUGCAGCGACUUCAGAAGGAGUGGAACGAUGCCAGCAAGAAGCGGAGAGAGGCAGAGAGCCGGAAACAGAUCCUCGAAACAGACAUCAACCAGAACCUCCAACUGCGCCUAGAUCAGCUCAACAGCCAGGCUUUCGAGAACAAUACCUCGUCUGGCGACACCGGCAGCCUUAAGGAGGCGCAGCGAGAGCUCAAGAAGCUGCAGCGUGAGGCCAAUGCCAUCGAAAACAAGAUGCAGGAGAUCGAGGCGAAGCUCGAAGAGCUCGGCGGCAAGCUCGACCGUCGCGAGGCCAAGAAGGCGGAACAGGAAGAGAUCCGCAGCACCGUUGCCGCGAAGGAGGCCAAGCAACGCGGCGCCAUCGAGAAGAGCAUGUCCAAGAAGGCGGUUUACACCGCACAGGCAGCCGACGCAGCCAAGGCCAUCAGAGAUCUCGGUGUCCUCCCCGAAGAGGCGUUUGACAAGUACGAGCGGAUGGACCCCAGGCAAAUCGACUCGAGGUUGAAGAAAGUUCGCCAGGCCUUGAAGAAGUUCCAGCACGUCAACAAGAAGGCGUUUGAACAGUACAACAGCUUCACGUCGCAGCAGGACCAGCUCCUCAAGCGACGCAAGGAGCUGGAUGCCUCGCAGGAGUCCAUCGAGGAGCUUGUUGCCCACCUCGACCAGCGCAAGGACGAGGCCAUUGAACGUACCUUCAAGCAGGUGUCGAAGGAGUUUGCCACCAUCUUUGAGAAGCUCGUCCCGGCCGGUCACGGCCGUCUGGUCAUCCAGCGCCGGACCGACCGCCGGAUCGAUCCCGAGUCGGACGAAGAGCAGAACCGCACCGUUGAGAACUACACUGGUGUAGGCAUCAGCGUGUCUUUCAACUCGAAAACAUUGGACGAGCAACAGAGGAUCCAGCAACUCAGUGGUGGACAAAAGAGUUUGUGUGCUCUGUGUCUCAUCUUUGCUCUCCAGCAGACAGAGAGCAGUCCUAUGGUCAUCUUCGACGAGGUCGACGCCAACCUCGACGCGCAGUACCGUACUGCCGUCGCCAGCCUUCUGGAGUCCAUCUCUCAGGACGCCGGCACGCAGUUCAUCUGCACCACCUUCCGACCCGAAAUCGUCCACAUCGCCGACAAGUGCUACGGUGUCACGUUCCACAACAAGACGAGUUCCAUUGAUUGUGUCCCGACCGAGGAGGCCCUGAGCUUCGUCGAGGGCGUUGCUGCAGGGAAAUGA